Messenger RNA from Ilyonectria robusta, 717 nucleotides. RefSeq names its product RmlC-like cupin domain-containing protein. The transcript has 3 exons. The coding region runs from base 1 to 717 and encodes 238 amino acids. Gene Ontology annotation, molecular function: manganese ion binding. The record is from RefSeq and is a predicted model, not a curated record. Lineage: Eukaryota; Fungi; Ascomycota; Sordariomycetes; Hypocreales; Nectriaceae. Gene Ontology annotation, cellular component: cell wall.
AUGCAGUUCUCCGUCGCCACCAUUUCCGCCAUCCUGGCCUUCACCUCAUUCGCCUCAGCUGCCCCCUCCAGACGAGGCUACGCCCCAGAGCUCAGCUUGACUGCCCAGCUCCAGCUUGCCGACACUGCCGUUGACCGCUUCGCCCUUCUCAAGGAUGACCAGUUCGUCUUCGACUUCAACCAGCAGCAGCCCAACCCUGGCAAGGGUGGCCAGCUUGUCGCCGCCAACCGCAAGACCUUCCCUGCUCUUGUCGGUACUGGUGCCGGUAUGGCUUUCGGCCGCGUCGAUGCCUGCGGCAUGAACACUCUCCACGUUCACCCCCGCUCUGCCGAGCUUCAGAUCGUCACCUCCGGCCGCCUCAUCACCGAGAUGGUUCCCGAGAACGGUGUCAACAACGCCGACGGCACCCGCCGCGUCAUCCGCACCGAGCUUGGUCCUAACAUGAUGACUCCCUUCUACCAGGGCUCCGUUCACACCCAAUUCAACCCCGACUGCCACCCCGCUACCUUUGUCGCCGCCUUCGCCUCUGAGGAUUUCGGCGCCGGCCAGGUCCAGGAUGAGACCUUUGCUCUCAGCGACGACGUUAUCGCCGCCACCUUCGGCCAGAGCAUCGCCGGCGAGGACAUCGACCUUGUCCGCCAGGCUAUCCCCAAGAGCAUCGCUCUCGGCGUCGACGAGUGCCUGAAGAAGUGUGGCAUCACCAAGCGCGCCAUCUAA